Molecule: messenger RNA, 2137 nt
Organism: Syzygium oleosum
Lineage: Eukaryota; Viridiplantae; Streptophyta; Magnoliopsida; Myrtales; Myrtaceae
Product: cyanidin 3-O-galactoside 2''-O-xylosyltransferase FGGT1-like
Exons: 2
Coding region: 549-1922 (457 amino acids)
Molecular function (GO): UDP-glycosyltransferase activity
Source: RefSeq, a predicted model, not a curated record
CCAGCCAUGAGAAUUUCUCUAUUGGCUUCUUCUCAGCUAGGCUAAACCUAAGCCUUGCUUGGAUAGAGGUCAAACUGUGACAGGACCUUCAAAUUAGAAUCAUGUGAUAACCAUGAAAAAUGGUUACAUGAAGAGGAGGAGAUUGAUUCCAGAAAAUCUGCAGAGUCGAGGGACGAGGCCGAAGACUUCGAGUGUUCAUUUACGGGGUGCAGUCAGUUGCAUCGUUUAUUACAUGAGCUGUGGAAAUAGGCUCACCCACGCAGUCACGCACCUCAGAAUAUGCAGUUCACAAACUUUAAUAAGUGACAUAUUGGUCGGGAUAAUGGCUGACUACAUGAAUAUACCGAAAGCAUUUAUGGAGUAGUUGGAGCAACAGCAAAAACAGAUGACAGACCGUACCUCAUGCUACUUCCACAAACUUGGGAGAAAAUAUAGCCAACAUAACAGAUUCAGUUCUUUCUCUCCCUCUUCCUCCUUUUAAUAGUCUCUUCAUCUUCCUCUCGUCCUACAGAAUUACUGUGCAUUUGGCAUUUCUGUCCAACAGGAUCAUGGUUGAAUCAAGCUUGCACAUUGCAAUGUACCCCUGGUUGGCAAUGGGCCACCUGACUCCGUUCCUUCACCUUGCCAACAAGCUGGCCAAGAAAGGCCACAGGAUCUCCUUCCUCAUCCCUACCAGGACCCGCGCCAAGUUGGAGCACUUCAACGGCCGUCCCGACCUCAUCACGUUCGUCCCAAUUGCCAUCCCUCAGGUGGAGGGACUCCCUCCUGAUGCAGAGACCACCUCUGACGUGCCCUACCCGCUCCACCCUCUCAUCAUGACCGCCAUGGACCAAACCGAGCCGACAAUUCGCCAAAUCCUUGAGACCCUGAAGCCUCACUGUGUCUUCCAUGACUUCACUCACUGGCUGCCUGCCAUCGCACGUGACCUGGGGAUCAAGUCGGUCCAUUAUUGCAUCGUCAGUCCCGUAACCAUCAGCUACACCCUAUCUCCGGCGAGGCACCUCAGUGUGCACAAGUUAACGGAGGCCGACUACAUGGUCCCCCCAGCUGGCUUCCCAGAUUCAUCAAUCAAGCUCCACCUCCACGAGGCCAGAUCCCUGGUUGCAAGAAGGUUCCUGACUUUCGGCAGCAAUAUCGGGUUCUCAGAUCGCAUGUUCGCUGGAUAUGUUGAGUCCGACAUACUGAGUUUUAGAUCAUGCCGAGAAAUUGAGCAGCCCUACAUUGAGUACCUGAAAAGCCAAUUUAAGAAGCCUGUUUUGCUUUCUGGACCAGUCAUACCCGAGCCAUCAAGUUCUGCCCUAGAUGAGAAAUGGGUCAAGUGGCUAGGAGAUUUCGAGGCUGGCUCAGUGGUUUACUGUGCAUUCGGAAGCGAAUGCACAACGCAGAAGGAUCAAUUCCAAGAACUACUGCUGGGUUUAGAACUUACGGGGUUGCCUUUUCUAGCAGCACUCAAGCCACCUUUCGGAACAUCAUCAAUUGAGGAAGCCUUGCCCGACAAAUUCGAAGAAAGGGUUCAAGGACGGGGUAUAGUAUACGGGGGUUGGGUCCCACAACAGUUGAUACUUCAGCACCCAGCCAUUGGUUGCUUCAUCACGCAUUGUGGAAGCAGCUCUCUCAUUGAAGCACUUGUCAACAAGUGUCAGCUCGUGCUAUUGCCGCAAGUGGGCGAUCAGAUAUUCAAUGCGAGGAUGAUGGGCAACAACUUGAAGGUCGGAGUCGAAGUAGAGAAAGGCGAAGAAGAUGGGCGCCUGACGAAGGACUCCGUGUGGAAGGCUGUGAGGACAGUGAUGGAUGAAGGAGAUGCAUACGGGAGCAAAGUGAGAGAGAACCAUGCUAAGAUUAAAGAAGUUUUGCUGGACAAAAAGCUUGAGUCCACUUAUAUAGAUUGUUUUGAUGAAGAGCUCCAAAAUCUGCUCCAUUGAUGCUUCCACUUUCAGCUGUCAUGGUUAAAUGACCACUAUUGCUGAACAGAAGAAGAAGAUGAGGAACUCCAACUAUGGAAUUCUGUACUACAAGAAGCACUUGUCCUAUUUAUUCUGCUAAAGUUUUUUUUUCAUGAUCAUCAGAAAUGUAAAACAAGAGAAAUGUCAAAAUUAUAAGUUGUCAUCAAUAUAGUGUUCAUCUUUACAUGCCAAAA